Molecule: messenger RNA, 441 nt
Organism: Linum tenue
Lineage: Eukaryota; Viridiplantae; Streptophyta; Magnoliopsida; Malpighiales; Linaceae
Source: the annotation of a GenBank genome assembly
CAUUCUCCUUCUCUCUCUAGAUAUAAUCUCUCUAAACCCUCCCCUCCCAAAAGCCUAGGAAAUAAAAGUCUGUUGGUUGCGGCUAAGUCCGAUCUGCCAUCACAAAAUAUUUCUUAGGUUUUUUCCUCAAAAACCCGCCGAGCCAAGCCGAAGCUCUGUCCGAAUUACGCCGAAAAAUGGCCGAUUGGUGGCAAGGAGAAGGAGUUUAUGUCGAUGAAUUUCAAGCGGUUGGGGAGGACGUCGAUAUAUACAACCAACGAUAUUAUCUCGAGCAAGGACCGGUGGAUCCAACCGACUUGUACGACCAACCCAACCAUCGGUCAAGGGAUGUUUGGAACGAUCACCCGGUACAUACAAUUCUUCACCAUUUGUCCUUCUUUUAUUUUGUUAAUGUGCCUAGUGUAAUAUAAAAUAAAUUUAUGUUUAUUUUUUAAUCGUGUU